AUGGCAGAGCCGGACCGGCGACGACGAAGACCCACUGUAAGGCGCAAGAUUAGAUGCAAUCGAGAGGCUCCCUGUGCAAAUUGCAUCAAGUCCGGAAAUGAAGAGUGUACUUACGAGAGCCAUUCGACUCCUAUCGUGCGCCAGCGCUCCACGCGCCGUGGCGAACCUGAUACAGUGGGGGAUCCUUCACACGACAUGAGUACACUGCCAGUGCAGUCCCGGCAUGGGCCGAGCUCACUUGCUGGCAUAUCUUCCAGCACCACAAAUUCUGCUAGCGUUCCAUCGGUUUGGGAGAUGGAGUCCAUGAGAACCAAGAUCAGACGACUUGAGGAGCAGCUUGCCAGAGCAACACCAAUAUCAGCUCAAGCUACUAGCACCACCCCUAAGCCUAACGUAGAGACGACGAAAUCAACCUUGGCAGGAACCUUCCACUUGCAUCAUGAGGGUGGUGCUUCUGGUCAGCCUCAGGAUAUCACGCGAGGUAUCACACAUAAGACACGCUCAUUUGGCCAAAGCCACUGGAUCAACAUGCUUUCACAAUUCCGAGACAUAAUCGAUGUGAUUGAGCCUCUUAUAAGGCAGGAGAACUGCAAGGUUUACCCUACGUUGCAGAAGUGCAAGUCAUUAGCCAGGACGAUCAAAUCCAGUCGAACUCCUCCGUGGCCAACGGUGCCUACAACCGAUCUGCCCUCCAAAGGUGUGGCUGAUGAACUUGUGGACCGCUACCUCCAGACCCUAGAAACUGUGUAUCGUAUCCUGCACGUGCCUUCCUUCAAACGUGAUUACGAAUCAAUAUGGGUCUCUGAGACGAAACCGAACCUGGCAUUCGUCGUCCAGGUCAAGCUGGUGCUUGCCAUCGGAGCUUGUACCUAUGACGACCGAUUCUCACUCAGGGCUUCGGCAAUUCGGUGGAUUUAUGAGGCUCAAACAUGGGUAUGUGAGCCUAGCUUCAAGGCCCGACUGGACAUUCAGUUCCUCCAGACCAACCUCCUCUUGCUGUUCGCCCGGGAAUUAGUCAAUGUUGCUGGAGACUCUGUCUGGGUCUCAGCUGGAGAGGUGUAUAGACGGGCCAUCACGAUGGGGUUGCAUAGAGAUCCUUCACGGCUGCCUAACAGGUCGGUGUUCUCCUCGGAAAUGCAUCGAAGACUCUGGAACACGCUGCUCGAGUUGGCCCUUCAGUCAAGUCUAACUUCCGGGGGCCUCCCGCUCAUCUCGCUGGACGAUUUCGACACGCAGCCGCCCGGCAAUUUUGACGAUGAUCAACUUAUAGCCGACGAGCCUGUCCCGAAGAAGGAGAGCGAAUUCACUCAGAUGUCUUGCGCUAUUGCUCUGCGCCAGACAUUUCCCCACCGCCUUGCGGUCACCAAAUUCCUGAAUGACAUCAACUCAUGCGGCACGUACGAAGAGACACUUCGCCUGGAUUCCAAUCUAAGAGCGUCACACAGAGUCUUGGCAAAGAGCCUUCAGAAGUGCAAGGCGGGUACGGGACCUUUGUCCUCAAACUUUGAUCGGAGCUUUGUAGACUUGAUUAUGCAUCGCUAUUUGUUCGCUCUACACUUGCCUUUCGUUGGCCCGACCUUACGCGACAGCACUUACGCCUUCUCUCGAAAGGUAGUCACUGAAAGGGCGGUUAGGAUAUGGUGUGCGGUCUACCCACCCUCUUCUGCGCAUCUCCCUGUUGCUCACGCUAAUGUGAGCUCCCCAUUACGAAACGACUUGCGGCGACUGUCAACCUGUAGUUCGGGAUUCUUUCGCUCGGUUGCCUUCCAAGCCGCUAAAUAUACACAUUCGGAACUUCGGAUGCAACUUGAUGAAGAUGACGGUCUAGGUCCGUCGUUUCUACGGCCAGACCUACUGGCAAUAGCCGCCGAUACCGCAGCAUGGAGCCUACAGUGCCUCGAAGCUGGGGAAACGAACGUCAAAGGGCACUUGUUCGCGGUAAUGACCUAUGCUCAACUUGAAGCACGCAGGCGAGGCGUCGCUGAAGAUGAAAUGCCCCAAACCCUGGUUCAGGCUGCCGAAGGAGCUGCCGAGGUGUCCUUGCAGGUGCUGGAGAGAAUGUAUGCAUCAAUCCGGGAUAGAGAAACGGCUGUGCUCCAACCAAUGGCUUUGAAUACUCCUUCGGAGGUGGACUGGGAUUUCAUGAUGGCUGAUUCCAUAUUCGAUGCUAAUAACAUGGAGCAAAUUAACUGGAUCAUGAGCGACGAAGCUUUUGGAGAAUUACCAGACUCGGUGCAGUUUCAUGAUACGUGGCAUGCGCUACCAGAAUACUACUUGCAAGCAGCCGUUCCUCAUAAGAUUAACCAAACCCACGAGCGAUCGCCUGAUCUUGCAGCAAAGGCAGAAAUCAUGUGUGUGGCCAACAUCUUAUCGGAGUGCGAGACCUGCGGCGAGGUACAGCUACAGAACGUAGAAGCCUGCGACCAGGCUCCCAACUGCGUCCCAAGCUCAACACCGUCGUCAUGGAUGGGUUCGGUUGAUGGAGUCAGUGUAAAGUCUUACGUGCGGCUCGGUCGAUGUCCUUUGUGUGAGGCCCGACUUGGCCCCGACCCGAAGAUUAAUGAGCUGCGACAAGAGGUUAAGCGGUCCCCAGCCGCUUUAAGUAUUCUCUCGCGCCCGUCACAGUCUUCGGACCCUUAUGGGUCGGAGCAACACCGAGUCCCCUUGGAUCAGGUCCUGGUGAUCGUAAUCCCAAAGGUGUGUGGACAAACGUCAUGCGACCAACAGACAAGGAUCACCCAGAGCGCCAUGGCGCCGAUACGAAUUCGUGCGCGUCAAUCUGAGAAUUCCGACGAGCCGGAGAUCGACUUCGGCCCCUGGGGCCAGUUCGGCAGGCUACCGUCAAUGGAGCAACUGCUUCUACAGUGCAUGAAGGCUGAUGAUAAGGCUGAUGAUUAA
Neoarthrinium moseri is the source of this 2898-nucleotide messenger RNA. RefSeq lists its product as uncharacterized. The record is from RefSeq and is a predicted model, not a curated record. NCBI's taxonomy places the organism in Eukaryota, Fungi, Ascomycota, Sordariomycetes, Amphisphaeriales, Apiosporaceae. The transcript has 8 exons. Gene Ontology annotation, molecular function: zinc ion binding; DNA-binding transcription activator activity, RNA polymerase II-specific; RNA polymerase II cis-regulatory region sequence-specific DNA binding. Gene Ontology annotation, biological process: regulation of transcription by RNA polymerase II; DNA-templated transcription. Bases 1 to 2898 code for a protein of 965 amino acids. Gene Ontology annotation, cellular component: nucleus.